Messenger RNA from Linum tenue, 1324 nucleotides. Lineage: Eukaryota; Viridiplantae; Streptophyta; Magnoliopsida; Malpighiales; Linaceae. The record is from the annotation of a GenBank genome assembly.
GUAAAACAAAACCGAUAAACUUGCAGUACGAUUUCUUCAUCUCUCCAUCUCUCUCGCGUAAUCCUAGGACGGAAGGAAACGAAUCUACUUCUCUUCUUCUCACCGUAAAUUCUCCUUUCCCCCUUACAUAUAUCAAACUCCUUCCUUCCGGAAUCAGCCGAUAUCCUCCCAAAAAAUAGUAGAAGCUUCCACGGCGAUAGGAAGUAGCACCACCAGAGCAGCGGGAAAAUGGCGCCGUCUCAUGUCGAUGACUUAGAACAGCUUCUCGACAGUGCUCUCGAUGAUUUCCAAAGUCUCAACCUCGCGCCACCGUCCUCACAAAGAACUGCUGGCGGCGGGGGAGGGGAUGGUGGCGAUAAGGAGAAGAGCAAGGUGGGGGAUUCAGUUCUUGGUUUGCCGGCUGGGGUUCAGGGUUUAGGUAUGGGACUGCCGCAACUGAAGAGCAAGAAGAAAGGGAAACAAAUGGCGGCGGCUUCUUCGAAGGAUACUCAUGUGGCUGAGGCGCUUGAUAAGCUUAUGGAGCAGACUAAAGAGGCUGUAAUGGGAUUGGAGUCCGUCACUGGUUCAAAGGAUGGUGGUGAUAAUAAGGAUGCUAUGGUGGAGGAUUGGGUUAAGCAGUUCGAGGAGCUUGCCUCUGGCCAGGACAUGGCGUCUCUUGUAGACACCAUGAUGCAACAGCUGCUGUCUAAGGAGAUUCUUCAUGAACCCAUGAAGGAAAUCGAAGGGAGGUAUCCGGCAUGGUUGAAAGACCACGAAUCAAGUUUGAGUAAAGAGGACUUUGAACGUUAUUCCAAUCAAUAUGAACUUAUAAAGGUUCUCAACGAGGUCUAUGAGAAUGAUCCCAGUAACUACACCAGGAUCACCGAGCUCAUGCAAAAGAUGCAAGAAUGCGGACAACCACCUGAUGAAAUCAUCCGGGAACUUGCACCUGAUCUCGAUUUGGCUACACUCGGUCAAAUAACACCCGAGAUGAUGGAUUCCCAACAAAACUGUAGCAUAAUGUGAAGGAAGGAAUGGAAUGCCUUCGUUAUUAAUGGAUCAAGUCACCAUCUUCCUUUUCUCUGUGAAACAUUUAUUUGUCUUGGUAACUUUCAUGGAUAAUAAUAUAAUGAAAUUAAAGUAGCAUACUUUAGUUUUGAUGCCAAUACAAAGCAGUGUGAUUGGGAAUUUCAGGGUUUUUUUAUUCAUUCAUCUUUCACAACAGUCACCCCUGUAAAGCAAACCAGAAGGCAUUGUUCCAUUUUGUUCUUUAAGUUGUAGUUGCAGGAGUGGGUUUAGACAAUGGCAGCUUAUAGGAUAGUUUGCUUUGAAUGAAUGGAUUGGG